Messenger RNA from Ornithodoros turicata, 1733 nucleotides. RefSeq names its product TNF receptor-associated factor 2-like. NCBI's taxonomy places the organism in Eukaryota, Metazoa, Arthropoda, Arachnida, Ixodida, Argasidae. The coding region runs from base 67 to 1497 and encodes 476 amino acids. Gene Ontology annotation, molecular function: protein binding; metal ion binding. The record is from RefSeq and is a predicted model, not a curated record. The transcript has a single exon.
GCACGCAGUGUGUGCCAUAUUUCUCUUUCUCGCCGUCGGAAACUCAUCGAAGGCUUCGUUUGUAAGAUGUCUUCCAAAAGCUACCUCCUGGGCCACUUUGAAGCCCUUGACUGGCGUCCCUUGCAGUUUGUGGAUCUCCCGUCGACGAUAUCGUGUGACUUAUGCGCCGUCAUUCCGGAGAAGAUCUUCAGGCUCGAAUGUUACCAUUCCCUUUGUGAGGGAUGUUACCAGAGCGUUCUUCGAAGCAACCGAGGUUGUCCGCUCGACAAGCGAGAGUUACUCCAAAGCGAAGUCAUUAUUUUACCAAUUAGGACGACGUAUCUGCAGAAACUAGAGGCUCACUGUUUCAACUUCAACCAUGGAUGUAGUUUCGUUGGGUCGCUGGAACGAUUGAAAUCUCACUUCUUGAAGGACUGUGAGUUUCACGCGUUAUGUUGUAAGAAGUGUUGUGCCACGGUGCUCCGUAAAGACGUCGUGAACCAUUACAUGGAAGGACAGUGCGGGGAAGAAAAUAGACCGAGGGAAGAUGUUGAUAUUGACAGCAGUGUCGUUGAGAUUGGCAAAGAGAUCAACGCCUCACUAGUAAAUCUGGACGAAAAGCUAUGCGCUAUUGAACACCACCUAAACAGACAUACUGUGGAGAUCGACACUACGAAAGAGUUUGUUGUGAAUUAUGCGCAGGUACUCCGCACGAUUCAAGAGGAACAUAGGCUCUCCACAAAGGGUGUAUCAAACAUGGCCAGUAGCCUGCACAGUGUUACGGAAGCGUUGUCUUCGGUUGAAGGGCAAAAUAACAACCAAGUUGUAAGUGCCGCCGAAAUCAAGAACACCGUCACUUUCAACCUGGAGAGGCUAACUACUCUUGUGGAAUUGCAAAAAGAAGUGGCUCAGAACGUAGUCAGAUCGGUUGAAGGGUGGAAACAAUGCUCCGAAAAACUUGAAGCGAUGUCGAAACGCACACAAAAUCAUUUGUCGUCGCCCGACGACAAAGUGAGUAGCGCGAGAAAUAUGCCCAGAUUUCCACAGGCUCCCAUAGGAUACGGAGGCAAUGUUGCUUUUUUCCAUGUUCAAGACGUCGACAAGCUUGAGAAGGAGGCAAAGGAGGUAUCGCUCGUCAACACUUCUUCUGACGUUUUCGUCUUGCGUGGCUAUUCUGUAACGUUAAGUGUUGGGUUCAAACAAUAUGAUAGCGUCAUACACAUAGGUGUCUUCCUGCAUAUUUGUCGUGGCCCCAAAGACUCCCUCUUGAAAUGGCCCUUCUUCUUGCCUUAUACUCUUAUUUUGGUUCAUCCAACUGAUCAGACAAAGAAUAUCGACAAGCAUAUCGAUGUCCCAAAGGGGUUUCAGGAACACCCCGAGAGUUUCAAUAGGCCAGUCGCAAGUUACAAUCUCGGCUACGGCUGGCCUAAGUUUUGCAAACUGGAAGAUGCACGAAAUGGUAGCUUCGUUCACGAGAACGCAAUCACUGUUGCCGUUACCCUUAUGGAAGGAUGUUGAUAAUCCGUAGGUUUAACUAUAUAUCGUUGGUCACAUAUAUCAGGCCGUGCGAAGAACGGCGCCCUAGCCUGUGUCACGAAGAGGAUAUUAUCAUCCUACAUGUCGCAGGUACAUCAGCCAUGAUCAGCUAGGUCUACGUCAACUCAUUAUCUUUUUAUUUCUAUCCUGAACGAUCAAUUACUCUUUCGUCCAGUGCAGUUUGUACUUGCCAGUAAUAAAAAUCUGGUUGUUAUGCA